AUGUUCGAAGGUAAUCUGUAUUCCCUAAUGAGCCGAUUAGAUCUGACUAAGAAGGCUGGUUUUAUAUCAAAUUCUCAAUUAGAACUCCCACAAUAUAAUUUGCACAAUAAUGUUUCCGAAGAAGACUUCUAUAAAUAUGCUAAUGUUGAAAAUGAAUUGGAAGUUCCCGAUCCAAUAUAUAGGUCGGUAUCAAGGGAAUCUAAUGGACAGCUUGAUAUACCAUUAAAGCAAUUCGAAUCUCGGUCAUCAUUUUCAUAUUCGGAUAAUAGUAUCAGAGACGACGAAAAGAAGUACAAGCGGUCUUCAUUGAUAUUUUUGGGUAUUUCCAUAGUGUCUGCCAUUCUUAUUUUGGCAUUUGAGCUGUAUAUGUAUGCCAUUAUUAACAUUCAUAAGCAGAAGAUGGAUCGACCUGCCAAGUACGUUGAGAUAUCUAUAUAUCUAUCGUUUUUCAUCUUCGCAGCCAUAUACCAAGUUUUGUUGACCGUAAUAGGGCUAAAGAGCAAAAACAUGUUGUUAUUGACCAUGUUAUGUGGAUUCUAUGCAUGCAUGUUAAUAUAUACGGGAAUUCAGUACAGUGAAAUUUCCGAGACCGUUGGCCUAGUGUUAGAGAGGGGGUGGAAACGGGCCACACAGGCGAUGAAUAUAGCUACGAUCGCUGUCAUUGGUGUUACAUUGGUUUUGCAAGCAUACAUGAUAUUUGUGGUAUUGAAGAAAAACGUUAAAUGGUUUAGAUAUAAGAAAAUUGGUGCUGACUUAAAAAUCAAAAAAAUGUACACUACAUUCCAAAUUCACAGAUCACUAUUAAUAUUCAACUUCUUUUUCUUCUUAGGGUUUACGGUUCAGUUCAUUGUGAUUAUGAUCAAUGAAAAGAGUUCGGUGGAAUUCAUAUUGACCGUUUGUGUAUUACCCUUGACUUUGAUCAUAUUAUUCCUUAGUGAUGUCGCAGCUACAAGAGAGUCUAAAAUACUAAUAACCGUUAGUAUUAUAACAUACGUAGGUGGGUGUGUUUAUGUAUUGUUCAAAACAAUAAGAUUAUUUACUAAGUAUUCUUCUGCAUACCAAAUAGCGAUCAGGCCGGGUGACUAUUUUCCUGGCAGGUCGUCUUUGGUCACAUUCGGCGUUAUUACCCUAGUUUUGUUAUUUGCCACCAUCGCCAUUGAAAUUAUCUUAUUCAAAAACUACGGUAGAGGGUUGCUUCCGAUAGUAAAUAAGUCUUACAGAUGGUUGCCCGGGUAUAGUAGGAACAUUCAUAAUGACAACUACAUGGUGCAUAAAAAUGGUGUUGAUUUAGAUACAACAGAAAAGAAUUUGGGAACGGAAUAUAACGGAAUACUGUCUCAAGAUCUUGCAUCGAAUGACGACGGAUCUCUACUUAUAGAUUAG
Messenger RNA from Debaryomyces hansenii CBS767, 1383 nucleotides. RefSeq lists its product as uncharacterized. Bases 1 to 1383 code for a protein of 460 amino acids. Gene Ontology annotation, cellular component: Golgi apparatus. The transcript has a single exon. Lineage: Eukaryota; Fungi; Ascomycota; Pichiomycetes; Serinales; Debaryomycetaceae. The record is from RefSeq and is a predicted model, not a curated record.